Messenger RNA from Pseudomassariella vexata, 1485 nucleotides. RefSeq lists its product as uncharacterized. Bases 380 to 1099 code for a protein of 239 amino acids. The record is from RefSeq and is a predicted model, not a curated record. Lineage: Eukaryota; Fungi; Ascomycota; Sordariomycetes; Amphisphaeriales; Pseudomassariaceae. The transcript has a single exon.
GUGCCUUCAAUGCCGCCUGCAGGUGACGUGAAUGUGGCUUAGUGGCGAGAUUCAGCUCACUUUGCCAUUCGAAUCCACUACAACAUCAGCGGCCUGCCGCGGCUAAACCGUGUGUAGAUUCGCUUAACAAGGAUCUGCGCCUCUCUGCCCCAGCCACAAAUCACACUGCGGCCUGAUCACAUUACUUGCAACUGCCCACAAGAACUGAGAGGAGUCGUCGUAAUUUCCCUACAAGUAAGCGCCGCCAUCGCACGUCUUCUCGAGCUUAAAUUGCCCGCCAGCUUGGUUUCUAAGAUCAAAUAUAUUUUAACCUCUUCUCUCUCUGAAUUUGCCAAAUACCCAUCAAACCUGUGAUUCUAGUGUCGCUCAGUCGGUCAAAAUGUCAAGCCAAGAGUACUACGGCGGGGGCGGGGGCCAGCAAUCCUACGGCUACAACCAACCACCCCAGGGCCAGCACCAAGGUGGUCACUCGCCAUAUCCACCUCAGAACCAGUACGCACCUCCCCCGGGCCAGUACGACUCUGCACCUCCUCCCCCGCACCAGGGCCAGUACGGAUCCCCCGCACCACCACCCGGAGGAGAUCAGUACGGCGGCGGCCAGCAGUACGGAUACCCCGGAGGCCACAGUCCUCAGCCGCAAUACGCGCAGCAACCCCCUCAAUACCAGCAAGGCGGUCCGCCUCCUCAUCACCAGCAGCAAGGCAGCUGGGGUCAGCCUUCGCACAGCCCGCAGCCCCAGUACGCUCAAGCGCCUGGCCCGCCACCACCUGGUGCGUACCCCUCGCAAGCUCAAUAUGGUCAAUACGACCAGAGAGGACAGCAAGCGUACGGCCAAGGGCAGCCGGCUCAUGGGCAGGGUGGUGCGCCUCAAGAUGGCGAACGAGGUCUGCUAGGCGCCGCUGGUGGUGCGUUGCUGGGAGGAAUUAUGGGGGUUUCGCAGGGUCAUGGGUUGUUGGGAGCUGCUGGUGGUGCGUUCGCCGGGCACAAGAUCGAGGACCACUUUAAGAAGGGCAAGAACAAGGACAAGAAGCACAAGAAGGACAAGCAUGGUGGUCAUAAGCGCCGUGGGAGCGGUUCCAGCAGCUCCUCGUCUGACUAAUUCUUAUGAUGAAGCGGGUUGACUUGUAUUCGGACUGCUAUGUGUAGGCUAAGUGACAGAUAAUGGGGAUCAUGUCUCGAUGGGAGCAUAAACACUGAAGGCUUUCAUUAGACUGUGGACUCAGUAUAUGAGAUGAAAAGCUGGGUUUCGGCUUGAAUGAUUGUACGUUGCAUUAGGCCAUCAUGAAUGUCACACCCGUUUGUCCUUUCACUUCUUCAGUAUUGGCAACGGAGAUAACCAAAGUUCCUACUAUGCCAGCGAGUACGUACAACCGAUUAUAAUUCAUGUUUGCGUUAUAGUGAUCAGAACGUUACCAACUCUGAUUUAUCCCGAUACCCGGCACGUUCCAUACGCACGAAUGCGAUAAUAGCCAGAAAUGGCUACAU